Messenger RNA from Brassica oleracea var. oleracea, 1121 nucleotides. RefSeq lists its product as uncharacterized. The transcript has 5 exons. Lineage: Eukaryota; Viridiplantae; Streptophyta; Magnoliopsida; Brassicales; Brassicaceae. The coding region runs from base 69 to 878 and encodes 269 amino acids. The record is from RefSeq and is a predicted model, not a curated record.
UUAUUACUAUCGUUUGUGGUACUAAUUUUUUUAAGAAAAAAAAGUGGUACUAAUUUUCUUAUAGAAAAAUGGGUGGAUUUCCUGGAUUUGGUGUUUGGAUGAAUCAGAACACUCAACAGCCUCUUAAGACCGGGUCCAUGAGAUCUGAGGAUGAUAAAUCUAAGUCGGUGUCACCGAAAGAGAGUAAUAAUAUGGAAUUAUAUCACGACUCAGAGGAGGAAGAUAAGCAAAUAAAACUAUGGAACGUUGCAGAGAGAAGGCAUCCAUGGUAUGAUCCUCCUCCUAAAGUGAAGGUGACAACGAAAAGGGGUAUUUGCCAUAUGAAUAUAGAAUUCACAUUGGGAGUGACCCCUUUAGCAGCCUUCGAAAAUUUGCGUAAACCAAUGUCCCUGUCAAUAGACAUGUCUGCCCGCCAACUUCUGAAAAACAAAUCAAGAAAGCUUUUGAAGAAGGAUGGUCCAAGAGAGAUUGUAGAGACAGAGAACACUGUGGCCUUCGAUUUCCUGUGGUGGUCUCGAGCUUUCCCCAUAAAGCUUAUCGUCGACGAAAACAUUAAAGAUCUUACGGCAAAAUAUAAAAAGGAGAAAAUGAUGUUCAUGAAAGUGUUUGAGGGUAGCUAUAAAGUGGAGCCGAUAUUUGUAGAUUCAGAACGCUUGUGCAAGCAUAGGUUGCCGAAAACCCGAGAAGAAUACAAAAAAUGUAGUGGUGGACAAGGAAAAAUUGCAUCGAAAGUGAUAAUGAACCAAUACUUUCAACCCUUUCCUCCGUUUAAUCUGCCACCGUUUUCAUGGUACAUUAAUAGGAUCACCAUCAGGACCACAAAAACUCUGCUCCAGAUGAUUCAACUUUCGACUGCGACUUUCCGAGAGUUGUCGUGAGUUCUCAUGAUAAUGACGUCAUAAAGACAUCAAGCAACAAACAUGAAAAAUAAUAGCCUAAAUGAACAUUCACAAAAUAGAUGUCCUUAGUCUAUGAAAGACAACAUAUAUAUUUAUAUUGAUUAUUAUAUCCUUUAGAGGAACAAUUUGAGUAGAGUUUAGGACGACGUACAAAUCUGAAAAUGCUUCAGCGCUCAGAACUUCAUUUUAAAGUUAGUAAUUAUAAAAUAAAACUUCUUAUAA